Carcharodon carcharias (great white shark) is the source of this 791-nucleotide messenger RNA. RefSeq names its product eukaryotic translation initiation factor 1A, X-chromosomal. Gene Ontology annotation, biological process: translational initiation. The transcript has 7 exons. The record is from RefSeq and is a predicted model, not a curated record. NCBI's taxonomy places the organism in Eukaryota, Metazoa, Chordata, Chondrichthyes, Lamniformes, Lamnidae. Gene Ontology annotation, molecular function: RNA binding; translation initiation factor activity. The coding region runs from base 134 to 568 and encodes 144 amino acids. Gene Ontology annotation, cellular component: cytoplasm.
GGUUGACGUCACCGCCCGGGUCACGUGCUCGCACUGUCCGCCGGUUCCUUUUUUUUAAAUAAAGUUCGUCGACGCGACGCGUGCGCAGUGCGGUGAACAGGAGCAGGCGGAGGCCGCGGACGCACGUAGAGCUAUGCCCAAGAAUAAAGGUAAGGGAGGUAAGAACAGGCGACGUGGUAAGAAUGAAAAUGAGUCUGAGAAACGUGAGCUGGUGUUCAAAGAAGAUGGUCAGGAAUAUGCCCAGGUGAUUAAGAUGCUGGGUAAUGGACGUUUGGAAGCCAUGUGUUUUGAUGGUGUGAAGAGGCUUUGCCAUAUUCGAGGGAAGCUGAGAAAGAAGGUUUGGAUAAACACGUCGGACAUUAUAUUGGUUGGGUUGAGAGAUUACCAGGAUAAUAAAGCUGAUGUCAUCCUGAAAUAUAAUGCGGAUGAGGCAAGAAGUUUAAAAGCCUAUGGUGAACUUCCAGAGCAUGCCAAAAUCAAUGAAACAGACACCUUUGGACCUGGUGAUGAUGAUGAAAUCCAGUUUGACGAUAUUGGGGACGAUGAUGAGGACAUUGAUGAUAUCUAAAGUGGGAUUCCAACCUUGUACCAAGCUUCCUUUUGAAUUGAAUUCUUUUUUGUGGAUGAGUUGAUUUAUGCCUAAUGUAUCUAAGAAACCCAUUCUGUAACUUUUUUUGUUUUAAAAAUCUUUUAGUGUAUUUAUAUUCUUUGUCACAAGAGAAUAAAAAGGCUUUAGUGUGAGGAUGAGUUUGGUAAAAAAGUGCAACUUUGCAAUAAAAUGUUAAACCUGA